This is a messenger RNA of Chelonus insularis, 1669 nucleotides long. Its product is annotated as UPF0454 protein C12orf49 homolog. The coding region runs from base 558 to 1526 and encodes 322 amino acids. The transcript is spliced from 4 exons. The record is from RefSeq and is a predicted model, not a curated record. Gene Ontology annotation, biological process: positive regulation of SREBP signaling pathway. Lineage: Eukaryota; Metazoa; Arthropoda; Insecta; Hymenoptera; Braconidae.
AAAAUUAAUGCAAAAAAUCGUAUUUUCUGUAAAUUAAAAAUUGUAUUAUUUUGUAACAAUUCUAGACUGCCAUUCUGACUUUUAAAUUACCAUUAUUCGAACGGUGUCAAUAUUACCGACUUGAAGGAGAACAAAUAUUUAUUUGCCACAAUCACCGCAGAAAGUCAAAAGGUAUAAUUCAAAAUUCCAAAUAGCAAGUCAUAUCUGAUUUUCAAAAUAGUCAGUGGAAUAGUUAAAAAAAAUUAAAAAUGGCGAUCUCUAUAAAUGUUAUCAGAAUCGCAAUGUAGAAGAAAACUAUAGUAUACAAAUAGAUUUUAAAUGUUUUCAGAAUUCAUUUAUAAAUGUUUUUUAUUGCAUUAGUUAUUUUGCAAAGUGUAUUUUGCAAUUACGUUUAAAUAAUUCAUAGAUAGAAUAAGUAAUUAAAAGUACUCAUGGACCAAAAACGAAGAUAAAAUGAAAGCACACGAUUUGUGGUACAUUUUGUUCUCUCGAAAUGACAAAUGGAUAAAUAUGAGAAAACUAAAGUUUAAUUAUUAACGUUUUAUCUAAUUUAAAUCAUGUUUUUGAGCUGGGGAACUUUUGGUCGUCUUUUACGUCGUAGAUUAGUCCUCGGUUUGAUUUUCGGACUUUCAUUGACGUACUGUGCAAUAUCAUUAUUAACUCAACAUCGAAUGAAUACUUUUAAGCCUUCAUUUGAAGAUGAGAUAGACGACAACAUGCUAGUUGACAAUGAAGAUAUAGCACUUGAUGAUAUUGAAGACGAUGGAAAAACUUUUCAAUACACAGCUCUUGUAGUUCCUGAUGAAAGAAGUGAUUCAACUAACAUCCAAACAUUUACAAGCUCUAACGAUAUAAAUAUUAAUAUUAAAAAUUGUCGUAAUUCUGUACAGGGUAAGGCAUUGAUUGUAGAUGAACUAGGAUUUGUUUGUACACGUCAAGAUGUCUUAUCUACAGGCUGUUGUAAAAAUCAACGUGAAAAUGUUUCUACACAUGAUGAAAAUAUUCUCAAACUAGAAAGAUAUAGCUGUGAAACAUGUAAUCCUCAAGGUUGUUGUGCAAUUUAUGAGUAUUGUGUUUCAUGCUGUCUUCAUCCAACAAAAAGACUAUUUAAAAAGGAUCAUUUGGGUCUACCAGGGAGAUCUGACAUUCAGAAAAUUCGAAAACUUGAAGACAUUAUAAAAUUACGUCUUCGAAAUCUUGAUCGAUUUCAAUUUUGUCUAGCAGUUUGCCGAACAUCUAGUGCUAGUGUGAGACAUGAAAAUACUUACAAAAAUCCAGAUUCCAAGCAUUGUUAUAUAACUCUAUCCGGUGGUACUCUAUAUCAAAAUAAUAAUGGCGAUAAAAGCGUCGUUACAUCUUUUUAUACAGCUUAUUUAUUUAUCCUUCAUAAGUUAUCCAAUUCUUUUUCAGCAUUGACUAUGAUUUUCCUUGCGCUCCAAAUUUCUUUUAACAAAAGAUUCCAAAAUAAUUCCUUUUUUAUCAAACAGUGCUUCAUACUUAUGAUCCAAAAUUGUGCCUAUGUAUAAGACCAUAUAAGGCUGAAAAUUUAAACGUAAAUAUCUUAAAAUAGUCCAAUGAAUAAAGCUUUAAAUUGAUUAUUUUAGAAAGGAUAGCUGAAAUCACCGCGAAAAAUUACUUAAGCACCAAGACAAUAAUUGGCUAAAAAAUG